Messenger RNA from Apaloderma vittatum (bar-tailed trogon), 1914 nucleotides. It is a transcript of the gene IDUA, whose product is annotated as iduronidase, alpha-L-. Lineage: Eukaryota; Metazoa; Chordata; Aves; Trogoniformes; Trogonidae. Gene Ontology annotation, biological process: carbohydrate metabolic process. The annotation marks the transcript as partial. The record is from RefSeq and is a predicted model, not a curated record. The transcript has 12 exons. Gene Ontology annotation, molecular function: L-iduronidase activity.
UUCAGAGUGGCAAAUGGGAAACUUCACUACAAUUUUACUGCCUUGGAUAACCUCAUGGAUCGCCUGUGGGAAAAUAAGCUAACUCCGGGAUUUGAAUUGAUGGGGAAUCCAUCGGGAUAUUUUUUAGAUUUUGAAGAUAAAGAACAGGUAGUAAGAUGGAGAAACUUAAUUACACUUCUGGCCAGCAGAUACAUAGAUAGGUAUGGAUUGGAGCAUGUUGCUCGAUGGAAUUUUGAGACGUGGAAUGAACCAGACCACCACGACUUUGACAAUGUGUCUAUGACAGUGGAAGGGUUUCUCAACUAUUAUGAUGCUUGCUCAGAAGGAUUAAGAGCAGCCAGUCCUCUACUAAAAUUUGGAGGGCCUGGGGAUUCCUUCCACCCUUUACCCAAGUCACGCAUAUGCUGGAGUCUUCUGUGUCAUUGCUACAAUGGAACCAACUUCUUCACAGGGGAAACUGGUGUACGACUGGACUACAUCUCUCUCCACAAGAAAGGAUGUGGGAGUUCCCUGUACAUCUUGCAACAAGAAGUAGAAGCAGUCGGACAAAUUCAGAAGCUGUUUCCAAAUUUUACUUCUGUUGCCAUAUACAAUGAUGAAGCAGAUCCAAUGGUUGGAUGGUCCAUUCCACAACUGUGGCGAGCUGAUGUGACCUAUGCAGCUAUGGUAGUAAAGGUAAUCAUCCAGCAUCAAAACCUGCUCAUUUCCAAAGCCAAUAACACCAUCAACUACACACUGCUGAGUAAUGACAAUGCCUUCUUGAGCUACUAUCCCCAUUACUUCACACAGCGAACUCUGACAGCUCGUUUUCAGAUGAACAAUACAAAGCCACCUCACGUCCAGAUGGUGCGGAAACCAGUGCUCACUGUCAUGGGCUUGCUGGCACUGCUAGGAGAAAACCAGAUUUUUGCAGAAGUGAUUGGCAGUGAAGAUGAAAGCACUCACAAUGACACUGUUGGUGUCCUGGCAUCUGUGCACACCCCAAAUGAGAUGCAGCCCUCAGACAGUUGGCAAGCUACUCUGCUGAUGUAUUCAAGUGCGGAUAACAGGACUUCAUCCAACAUCAGCACCGUCACGGUGAAUGCUACCCACUUCCCCAAACUUAGAGAGCUGGUGUAUGUGACGUAUUACCUGGAUAACAACCAAACCAAUCCCUACCUGAAGUGGAAAAAGCUAGGAAGCCCUGACUUUCCUUCCCCUGAUCAGUUCCAGCAAAUAAGGGAUGCUGAGGACCCAGUCGCAACAGGCCCAUUCCCAUUUCCUGAAGGUGGCAUCCUGACACUGAAGCAAGACUUGCCUGUUCCCUCAGUCUUUCUUAUCCACAUCUGUGCAAGACCCAGAUCUGUUCCUGAUCAGGUGACUGGUGUUCGUUUGAUCCCCCUCACAAAGGGUCAGGUCCUCGUGCUGUGGGACGAUGACUGUGUAAAUUCAAAAUGUGUAAAGACAUUUGAAGUGGAAUUUUCACCAGAUGGAAAAGCAUACAAGCGGAUUAAUGCCAAAGACACAAUAUUCACUCUCUGGGUCUACAGUCCAGGAAGCUCAGUCUCCGGCUUUUACAGAGUGCGUGCCAUUGACUACUGGGGGAAGGCAGGCCUGUCUUCUCUUCCUGUGGAGUAUGUUGAAGCUUUCAAGUAACUCUGAAGAGUGGUGUCUGGCUUCUUGGCUGAGUAGUGUAUGUUCCCUGUAAAUUACAACUCCUCAGAAAAAUAAGCUCCUCCCAUGCUGAGGAGGGAGCACUGAGAAGACCUCAUGAAGCAAGUUAGGAAUGCAAGUUAGAAGCAAAUGUCCCUAUUAACUCUUCAGAGCUCAAAAGACAUCGUUAUCAAGCAGCCAUGCUGACAACUCAACUGGUAGAAUUCUAAGAGGCUGCUGUAAAACUGAGAUUCAGCUUGGUACCUAGGAAUUAUGGGAAUA